Aspergillus alliaceus is the source of this 2253-nucleotide messenger RNA. RefSeq names its product putative potassium ion channel Yvc1 (gene yvc1). The record is from RefSeq and is a predicted model, not a curated record. The transcript has 5 exons. NCBI's taxonomy places the organism in Eukaryota, Fungi, Ascomycota, Eurotiomycetes, Eurotiales, Aspergillaceae. Bases 43 to 1956 code for a protein of 637 amino acids.
AAACUCUCUUUCCUCUAGAGACUCAAACAUUCGUUGCGCAAUAUGACGCAUUGGCGCGAUAUCUUAAAGACUGACACAGGACGAGCUCGGCGCCGUCUCCAGGUAGAACGUCGCCGAUUGCUUCCUACCUACACUUCUGACCCAGUUUCUUCCACUCAGCCUGCGAAGGAAGUAACCAAAGUUGCUCUUCGGCUGAAGUAUCAGGUUGAACAGGUUAUUCCUUGCGAGGUUGAAGAAAGUACCCUCACCAGUCCCACCAGCCGCGUCAUUACAGACCGCGUGGUUCAAACCGCCAAACAGGCUGGUGGCGAAGACCUGAAAGCCUGUGUCGUAUUCUGCUUGCUGGUGUGCUUACGCUGGUUCAAAAUUCAAGCUAUAGAAGAGCUUUGGGAUUCCGAUCUUCACGACCGUCGGGCACUUGCUUGUGAGGUUAUAGCCAAGCGCAUCAUCGAAACUGAGGAGAACCAGGAUUAUCUAUUAAUUGAUACCCUGCUCAAGCGGUACUCCAUCUUCAUUGAUGGCGAGGAGACUGUGCCAGCUAACGUUAUUGAGCGUGCUGUAGAUCUUCACGCUUUGAGGAUUAUUGGAUCCUCUGGGUACCAGAAGUGCAUCAAAUACCUAUGGAACGGCUGGUUUUGCCAACAGGAUGGCAAUCCAACUAACUUUGUUCCCUAUCGUGAAAAAGAUAACACUAGUUUUGCAGUCCAUUUCCACCCUGAUAGGAUGAGGACUCCUUUGUAUCAGAACACAUGCCAGAUUCUUGUCUCUCUCGUGUACCUUGCACUCUAUACACAAGUCAUCAAUACCGUCAAUCGAACGGGAGAUCUCGAUGUAGGCGAAGGCAUCCUCUAUGUCAUGACUCUUGCAUUCAUCUGCGACGAGUUCACUAAACUAUGGAAGAUUGGAUGGCACUAUUUCGAUUUCUGGAACGCCUUCAACUCUACACUAUAUACGAUCCUUGCUAUUUCCUUCGUCCUACGUGUUUCUGCUUUGACACACUCACCAUCCGCUGAUGAUCAGCAGAGAAAGAGACUCAAUGAACUCAGCUAUAACUUUUUGGCCUUUGCGGGACCGAUGUUUUGGACGCGCAUGGUACUCUAUUUGGACUCAUUCCGGUUCUUCGGGGCCAUGUUUGUUGUCCUGAGAGUUAUGAUGAAGGAAAGCUUAAUAUUUUUUGCCCUCCUAUUCGUUGUCCUGGUGGGCUUCUUCCAAGCUUUCUAUGGAAUGGCUCAGGUUGAAACCGAUGACCCCAUCGUAAGAAGUAUUGUGCAGGGUAUGGCGAACAGUAUAAUGCAAAGCCCGGAAUUUGGUACAUUUGAGAACUUUGCGUUCCCGUUCGGUAUUAUACUUUACUAUUUAUUCAAUUUUAUUAUCAUGAUAGUCUUACUUAAUAUUCUUAUUGCCCUGUACAACAGCGCAUAUGAAGACAUCUCAGGCAACGCCAUCGACGAGUAUAUGGCGAUCUUCGCACAGAAAACAAUGUCCUACGUCCGAGCCCCGGAUGAAAAUGUCUUUAUACCCCCGUUCAACCUUAUCGAGAUUUUCUUCCUGGUGAUGCCGUUUGAAUGGUGGCUCCCACGCAAACACUAUGCAAGGCUAAAUGAUGUGAUCAUGGGUAUAAUAUAUUCCCCAAUUCUUCUAGUGACAGCGUUAUUGGAAGUCCGCGACGCACGUCGAAUUAGAUGGAAUCGUCGCCGUGGAGAGGAAGAUGACGAUGAUGUACAGGAAUGGGAGCAUGCGGCCGAGGAAGUUGACUUUGAGGUUGAUGAUAGCUGGAAACAGACCGUCGAGGACACAGCACCCAACGUGACCAUGGACAGCUGCACCUUGGAGAUCAUUCAGCUGAAGGAACAGAUACAGGAGCUAACGGAGAUCGUCAGGGUAUUGGCGGAGGAGAGGGCAGUGAAGCGGAUAUUCAACGGCGAGUCCAGCUCAACCAUCCUCGAGCACGAGUAGUUGGCACUUUAAUCGAGGUCGAACAGACCUAUGGACAACGCUAUUGGUAUUUAUUGAACUUGAUUUCUUGAUUGAUGUGGGUUAUAUAACGUGUCUGAUUGUUUACCUCGGUAAGUAUGCCUAUAUGUCUAUCCUCUCUACAGAAGUGUCGGUCAACACACCUCGGAAGCAUAACUGUGCCAAAUACGGUUCUCGGGAAGCAAAAAUUAUAUACUGCAGAAGGAAAAAGACAAGCCGAACGCGGGGGUCGAACCCGCAACCUUGAGAUACCGUGAUGACUAAGAGUCUCACGCUCUA